AAUUACAGAUAUAGGAUGCUCAUGGAUGAAAACUUCUUUAUUGGGGAUGUAUGCUCAGGUGGUGUCACAUCUCAAGACCAUCACCAUCAUCAUCAAAAAGUGGCACCUUGCUCGAGUUCAACCUCAUCAUGUCCUCCAAUGGUAUACCGAAGUCAGAAGCAUUCCCGUUUCGCACUUGAACAAAUGAACGAAAUGCGAUCGGAUGGUUCUUUGUGUGAUGUGACGUUGGUCGUUGGAACCGUCCAUAUCAAUGCUCACCGACUGCUGCUUGCUUCGUGUUCCAGCUACUUCCGUGCUAUGUUCACCUCAGAAAUGGCAGAAAGCCGGCAACAAGAAAUUCAAAUGGUGGAUAUCGAACCUCGCACAUUACAAGCGCUUAUUAAUUUCUGUUACACGGGUGAAAUAACAAUUGCUGAUUUCAAUGUUCAGUCAAUCCUACCGGCUGCAUGUUUGUUGCAGCUCAAUGAAGUACAGGAGGUUUGUUGUGAGUAUUUGAAAAAGCAAUUGGAUCCAACGAACUGUUUAGGUAUACGGGCAUUUGCCGACACCCAUGCUUGUCGAGAUUUAAUGAGAAUUGCCGAUAAAUUUACUCAUCACAACUUUCAGGGUGUUGCCAAAAGUGAAGAAUUUAUGUCACUGCCUGCAAAUCAGUUAAUUGACAUCAUAUCGAGUGAAGAACUAAACGUUCGAUCGGAAGAAGCUGUUUUCCGAGCUGCGAUGGCAUGGAUUCGCCACGAUCUUCUUAAUCGACGUCAGUUCUUGUCGAAGGUCCUCGAGCAUGUCCGUUUGCCUCUUUGUCCUGCCAAAUUUCUGGUUAGUGUGGUAAGUGAAGACCCAUUAGUUAAAACUGAUGCGCAGUGUCGAGAUUUGGUUGACGAAGCUAAGAAUUAUCUUCUCUUGCCUCUGGAAAGACCGAAUAUGCAAGGACCGAGAACAAGAAGUAGGAAACCGCUACGUUACGGUGAAGUUCUGUAUGCCGUGGGCGGUUGGUGUAGCGGUGAUGCUAUUGCCUCAGUGGAACGCAUGGAUGGUCGAACCGGCGAAUGGCGUUGUGUUGCUCCAAUGAGUAAACGACGAUGUGGUGUUGGUGUAGCUGUGCUUAAUAAUUUAUUAUACGCCGUAGGAGGACAUGACGGACAGAGUUAUCUGAACUCUGUUGAAAGAUAUGAUCCAGCAACAAAUCAGUGGAGUAGUGAUAUUGCGCCGACAUCCACUUGCAGGACAUCCGUUGGUGUGGCGGUUCUCGGUGGUUUGCUUUAUGCAAUUGGUGGUCAGGAUGGAGUUUGUUGUUUGAAUGUCGUAGAAAGAUAUGAUGCACACCGAAAUGAGUGGGCCGAAGUAGCCCCAAUGAGUACGCGCAGAUUAGGCGUAUCGGUAUCAGUUUUAAAUGGUUGUUUGUAUGCUGUAGGUGGUUCUGAUGGACAGAACCCACUGAAUACUGUUGAACGUUAUGAUUCGAGAAUUAACAAAUGGAUGACGGUAAAAUCAAUGAAUACGAGACGGAAACACUUGGGAACUGCUGUACACGAUGGAUGUUUAUAUGCCGUAGGUGGUCGAGAUAAUGCUUGUGAACUAUCAUCAGCAGAGAAGUACAAUCCGAACACAAAUGAAUGGAUCAAUGUUGUUGCAAUGAACAAUCGCCGAUCUGGAUAAUCAUCGCUUAUGCAGUACAUGACUGCAAUUAGCAACAAGCCUGAAUCAUACCUUUUGCUGCCGUUUUGAAAGAGAAGUGUCUGCUGCAGGCAGUUGUGAAAAUACUGAUGGUUAUUCUCUUAUAAUCAUCAUAUAAAAAUACUCCCAAACAGUACUGAUCCUCCAAUAUCUUUGCUGCGUUUUUGGAAAGCAAUUUUUUUGAUUGAUGUGAAUUUAGGUGGGUUUGGCAGUAGUGAACGAUCAGUUAUAUGCAGUGGGUGGUUUUGAUGGUACAACGUAUUUAAAGACCGUGGAAGUUUAUGAUCGAGAAAUGAACCAAUGGCGUCAAUCGGGAUGUAUGAUAUACCGACGACUUGGUGGAGGUGUUGGAGUGGUUCGACUAGACCACGACCAAUAUAUGCCCUUCAAUCCGGACUCUAAUUUAGCGCCUUUCGAUGACCCUCCUUUGAUGUGAAUUUCCGAGAUUUCCGUACACCUCAGAGUUAGUUAGAGAACUGACUCAUGUAUGAUGAUUCAUAGAAGUUCAGGAACUGUGAUUCCAUACUGAUUCGUAUAUGUAAUCUGUUCAUGUCACAUUGCUUUGUAUUGUGUAUUUAUGAUAAAUUAUACCAGUAUCUCAUUUUGUAAGACAUAGGUUCUUUUCAGAAUAAAUCGCAUCAUUUUGUCAGGAUCUUUCGGGAGAAGAGUGAAUUCCAAAAAGGUGUAUACGUCGUCGAAUUUGAAAGGGAAUGCUUUUGUAAGGUUACAGCUAUAUU
Loa loa (African eye worm) is the source of this 2408-nucleotide messenger RNA. RefSeq names its product ring canal kelch protein, variant 2. The coding region runs from base 16 to 1653 and encodes 545 amino acids. Gene Ontology annotation, molecular function: protein binding. The record is from RefSeq and is a predicted model, not a curated record. NCBI's taxonomy places the organism in Eukaryota, Metazoa, Nematoda, Chromadorea, Rhabditida, Onchocercidae. The transcript is spliced from 10 exons.